GUUUUAGGCCUGCAGGAUGAAUCUGGAAAAACUUAGCAAGCCGGAGCUCCUCACACUGUUUAGUAUUCUUGAAGGGGAGCUUGAAGCCAGGGACCUUGUGAUCGAAGCUUUAAAGGCUCAGCACCGAGACACUUUCAUUGAAGAACGCUAUGGCAAGUACAACAUCAGUGACCCUUUAAUGGCACUCCAGAGAGACUUUGAAACUCUGAAAGAACAUAAUGACGAAGACAAGCAGCCGGUCUGCACAAACCCGCUCUCGGUUCUGAAGGCAGUGAUGAAGCAGUGUAAGAACAUGCAAGAACGCAUGUUGUCCCAGCUGGCUGCUGCCGAAAGCCGACAUCGAAAGGUGAUCCUAGACCUGGAGGAAGAAAGGCAGAGGCACGCUCAAGACACAGCAGAAGGGGAUGAUGUCACCUACAUGCUGGAGAAGGAGAGGGAGCGACUAACUCAGCAGUUGGAGUUUGAAAAAUCCCAAGUGAAAAAGUUUGAAAAGGAGCAGAAGAAACUGUCAAGUCAGCUGGAAGAAGAGCGUGCCCGCCACAAGCAACUCUCCUCCAUGCUGGUGAUCGAGUGCAAGAAAGCCACCAACAAGGCGGCCGAAGAGGGCCAGAAAGCUGGAGAGCUGAGCCUGAAACUAGAGAAGGAGAAGAGUCGUGUGAGUAAGCUGGAGGAAGAGCUCGCAGCCGAAAAGAAGAGGGGCUUGCAGAUUGAGGCCCAGGUGGAGAAGCAGUUGUCUGAGUUUGACAUCGAACGAGAGCAACUGAGAGCCAAGCUGAACCGAGAAGAGAACCGGACCAGAACCCUGAAGGAGGAGAUGGAGAGUUUGAAGAAGACGGUGAAGGAGCUGGAAGCUUCUCCCCAGCAGAGCGGUGCGCAGUCACCAGCCCUGAAAGUUGGAGCCACAUCCAAAGGCACUGGCACCGAGUCUCCCAUGCUGGUAUCUGUGUGCUGCCAGACAGAAAGUUUCCCAGCAGAAAGAACCCACGGGAGUGGGAUCCCCAAGGGGGCCACCACGACACCACCUAGUUCCACCACCUCCACUUGCUCUUAUGCAAAAGCUAAUGGCCACUUGGAACCUGAACUACAAACAGCCAAGGAGCCAGUGGCUGGAAACAGUGGAGAUAGCCCAGCUCUUCGCGUGGGAUUGGCCCAAGAGAAAGCUGUUGAGAAUGGGGGGUGUGCCGUGGGUGUGGACGCUCCAGGCCCCACACCCAGUCACCUCCCAUCCAGUGGGAGCUCCCUGUCUCCUAGCAGUACAGCUUCCUCCUCCCUCACCUCCUCACCCUGCUCCUCCCCAGUUCUGACCAAGCGUCUCCUGGGCUCCUCAGCUGGCAGCCCCGGUUAUCACUCCUCCUACCAAGUGGGGAUCAACCAGCGGUUCCACGCAGCAAGGCACAAAUUCCAGUCCCAAGCAGAUCAAGACCAGCAAGCCAGCGGCCUGCAGAGUCCACCAUCUCGGGAUCUGUCCCCUACCCUCCUAGACAACUCUGCCGCCAAGCAGCUGGCCCGUAACACGGUCACUCAGGUGCUCUCUAGAUUCACCAGCCAGCAGGGCCCCAUCAAGCCCGUGUCACCCAAUAGCUCCCCCUUUGGCACAGACUAUCGGAACCUGGCCCCCUCGGCCAACUCCAGAAGUGACACCAGCCAUUCACCCACUCCUGGGAAAGUGUCCAGUCCUCUGAGUCCCCUUUCUCCAGGGAUCAAGUCUCCUACCAUCCCCAGGGCUGAGAGAGGCAAUCCUCCUCCUAUCCCCCCCAAAAAACCAGGCCUCGCCCCUUCUCCCUCUGCUACCACACCACUGACCAAAACUCUUCCCCAGGCCUCAGGCCUGACCACCUCCGAGGACCUCACCAGCAGCUGUUCCACUAACCCGGUUGUGGCCAAUGGCAAGGAUGUGGAAAUCCUCUUGCCCACCAGCAGCUAGUGGCCUAGGGGACCAAUUUGCCACCUCUGACAUUCCUUCCGACUUCAGCCCAGAGCUCAGAGUCACACCAUCCAACGAGGGCAUGUUAUUUAUUUUGGUAGUAGCCAGAACCAGAUAUCUGUGUAAUACAGUUUGUGUAGCCCACCUUUUUUUUUUUUGUAUUCUUUAGUCGUACCCGGGUCAUUUGGAAUUUUACGACUCACGUCUCUGGGCUGAAGCUGAAUGGGCCCCUCACACCGUCUCCAGCUUGGCCAUCAUCCUCCUGAUCACAAUCAGGAAAGUUGAAUCCAGGGGUGACGAGCCUGUCUAGAUUGAGGACUAGAAUUCCUCUCUUCUCAUUUUGACGUAUGCAGAAGUGGUUCAUGCAGAUUUUUAUUCCAGAUGAAUAUGUUUUCAAAGUGCCUGAAAUCAGACUGCCAUCUGAAUGUGAUUCUGCAGCGAAAACACGAAAACAGAGCAUCGAAAUGGG
This is a messenger RNA of Suncus etruscus (white-toothed pygmy shrew), 2393 nucleotides long. It is a transcript of the gene CTTNBP2NL, whose product is annotated as CTTNBP2 N-terminal like. The transcript has 4 exons. The record is from RefSeq and is a predicted model, not a curated record. Lineage: Eukaryota; Metazoa; Chordata; Mammalia; Eulipotyphla; Soricidae. The coding region runs from base 17 to 1924 and encodes 635 amino acids.